CAAAUUUAUAGGGUCAUUGCCUGAGUGCUUGAGAAACUGCACCAAAUUAAAAAGAGUAAGGCUUGAUGGGAACCAAUUCACAGACAACGUCACAAAUGCUUUUGGAUUUCACCCACAUCUAGAUUCCAUCUUCUUAAACAACAACCUAUUCGUUGGAGAAAUUUCAAUUACCUGGGGAAAAUGCCAGAAUCUCACCAGAUUGCAGAUGGGCCAAAAUAAAAUCUCCGGUAAGAUCCCUCCGGAACUCGGGAGUUUGACAAAGUUGGAACUUUUGAGCCUAGAGUCCAAUGAGUUAAGUGGGGAAAUUCCAACUCAAUUGGGAGAUCUUAAACUUUUGUACCAUCUUAAUCUCAGCAAUAAUCAUUUGAUAGGGGAAAUCCCUAGGAGUCUAUCAGAUUUGAGUGAGCUACAAUAUCUUGAUUUGUCGACAAACAAUUUAGCAGGUAAGAUACCAGAGUGGCUUGGUAAUUGUGAAGGACUACUGAGCUUAAACCUCAGUCACAAUAUUAUAUCAAGUGAAAUACCACCAGAGCUUGGAAAUUUGGCCUCUUUGCGUUAUGUAUUGGAUCUCAGUAGCAAUUUGAUAUUUGGAGAAAUACCCUCAAGCCUCUCCAAGCUUACAAUGUUGAAAAUUCUCAACAUCUCUCAUAACAACCUCUCAGGUAGUAUUCCACAAUCAUUUUCCCACCUAAUAAGUGUAAGUUGCAUCGAUUUUUCUUUCAACAACUUGAGUGGUUCGAUCCCAACUUUCCGAAAUACUCCGAAAAGUGUUUAUGAUGGAAAUCCUGGAUUGUGUGGAAACAGUACAGGACUUAAGCCCUGUAGAAGGCAAACAAACAAAAGUAACACUGUUCUAAUUAUAGUCAUGGGCGUCGUUUGUGGCCUUGUAGUUCUUGUUACUGCCAUUGUCACGACUCUCAUAUUGUGCCAUAAAUUCAAAGUGUUAGCUAAGCAAAGGAAAAGUUCUAACCAAAAGGACACUCAUCAGUCAUUGAUAUGGGAGAAAGAUGCAAAGUUUACAUUCGGAGAAAUUGUGGAGGCAACCGAAGACUUCGACGACAAGUAUUGCAUUGGAAAAGGAGGCUUCGGUACUGUUUACAAGGCUAUAUUGAGAUCACAUGAAUUGGUUCUUGCAGUUAAGCGGUUGCAUAUGUCAGAUUCGAGUGACAUUCCCGAAGUUAGUCGCAUAAGUUUCGAGAAUGAGAUUCGAACUCUGACCGAAGUCCGACAUCGGAAUAUCAUAAAGCUUUAUGGGUUCUGCUCAAGAAAGGGUGGUUUGUACUUGGUGUAUCAAUAUGCAAAUAGGGGCAGCCUUGCUAAAGUAUUAUAUGGCUCAACCGAUCUUGAUUGGGAUUCAAGGGUGAAGAUAGUUCAAGGACUAGCUCGUGCAAUCUCAUACUUGCACCAUGACUGUUCUCCACCAAUAGUCCACCGCGAUGUGUCUUUGAAUAAUGUACUACUCGGCUUCGAUUUCGUUCCGUUACUUUCAAACUUUGGCACGGCUCGAUUGUUGAUCCCUGACUUGUCCAUUUGGACAAAUGUAGCUGGGUCUUACGGCUACAUGGCCCCAGAGUUAGCUUUAACCAUGCGCGUGACAGAAAAGUGUGAUGUCUAUAGCUUUGGAGUCGUAGCUUUGGAAAUUAUGAUGGGAAAGCACCCAAGAGAACUAUUGGAAUCUUUAUCAUCAGCCCGGUCGAAGACAUUAUUUGCAACUAUGUUAUUAAAAGAUGUGUUAGAUCAACGGCUGUUACCUCCUUCUGAGAGAUUAUCAAUGGUUGUGGUGUUAGUGGUGAGCUUGGCAUUUUCAUGUACAAGAAGUAGACCAGAGUCAAGACCCAGCAUGCAUUUUGUGGCGCAAGAAUUGUCAACCAGGAGUAGAGCUUCCAUGAUCUCUGAGCCAUUGAGGACGAUUACGAUUGAGAAGCUUGCUGAACUUCAAUAUCAGUAGCAGAAAAAAUAUUUAAUUAAUUAGAACUGGUACUUAUGUAAGAGGUUUAUCUCGUUCUACAGAUUAGUUAAUGUUUUUACUACUUGUUUAAUAAAUUUUAUUACUUGUUUAAUAAAGAUCAUAGUGAUGUAGUAAUUUCAGUUUUUAUUUUACUCAUGAUUUGUAUACAAAGUGCAGUAUUUCUCAUCGAGAAAAAAGAUAAAUAAAACAGGGGAGUU
Messenger RNA from Humulus lupulus (European hop), 2166 nucleotides. Its product is annotated as MDIS1-interacting receptor like kinase 2-like. The record is from RefSeq and is a predicted model, not a curated record. Lineage: Eukaryota; Viridiplantae; Streptophyta; Magnoliopsida; Rosales; Cannabaceae. The transcript has 2 exons. Gene Ontology annotation, molecular function: protein kinase activity; ATP binding; protein binding. Gene Ontology annotation, biological process: protein phosphorylation. Bases 206 to 1948 code for a protein of 580 amino acids.